AUGGAUGGGCUGAAUGUUUCAGACGUCAACUUGCAAGUCCAACUACAUCCAUCAAGGAGUAACAAUGUGCGUAAAGCAGUCCUACGCGAGCUUAGCUCUCUGCUUUUAAGGUUCAAUGAAAAAUUUCAGGGUGUCGUAUUGGCGUAUGAAUUCAACAUAGACAAGGUUCCAGAAAUCCUUCCCAGUAUGCAUCCUUAUUUGUAUGUCAGACUAAAAGCAAAGUUGUUACUUUUUUCUCCAAAGCCCGAUAUGCUUUUAGAAGGAAAGGUAGUGAAAGUCAGACAAGAAUCAAUUCAUGUCAUUAUCCUUGGCUUUUCAUCAGCUAUUAUAACAGACAAGGAUAUUCGCGAAGAAUUUCAGUAUAAAACUAAACAUGGCAAGGACUUAUUUGUUAGCAGAUCUCACAAGCGACAUGUAAUAAAAGCUGGAACCAUGAUACGCUUAUUAGUCAAAAGUGUGGAUGAGGAAACAUUAUGCAUUUCUGGUUCUUUGCUUCCAGCUCACACUGGGAGCAUUCUCUGGUUGGAUAAACAUGUGGAAAAUGUUUCACUAACGGACGGGAGUAAUAAGAGGAGGAGAGGAAACGAGGAAGAAUCAGUUAUGCAAGAGCCUAGUAGAACCAGUGCCGAAGCAUAUUCUAUGGUUGACCAUUAUAUCAAGAAGUCAAAGAAACACAGAGAAUCUGCUACGCAAAAGCCUAGCAGGAGCGAAGCAUAUUCUGCCAUUAGUGACCAUUCAAUCAAAAAGUCAAAGAAACACAGAGAAUCUGCUAUGCAAGAGCCUAGUAGGAGCGAAGCAUAUUCUGCCAUUAGUGACAAUUCGAUCAAGAAGUCAAAGAAACACAAAACAAGAGAAGAGUCAUGA
Messenger RNA from Prunus armeniaca (apricot), 864 nucleotides. The record is from the annotation of a GenBank genome assembly. Lineage: Eukaryota; Viridiplantae; Streptophyta; Magnoliopsida; Rosales; Rosaceae.